This is a messenger RNA of Rhipicephalus sanguineus (brown dog tick), 3478 nucleotides long. RefSeq names its product sodium/hydrogen exchanger 10. Bases 1 to 3477 code for a protein of 1158 amino acids. Gene Ontology annotation, cellular component: membrane. Gene Ontology annotation, biological process: proton transmembrane transport. Gene Ontology annotation, molecular function: sodium:proton antiporter activity. The record is from RefSeq and is a predicted model, not a curated record. NCBI's taxonomy places the organism in Eukaryota, Metazoa, Arthropoda, Arachnida, Ixodida, Ixodidae. The transcript has 2 exons.
AUGAAUUCCCUGAUCGGCCAGGAUGGCGACGCCGAGUUCAACCUCCACGACAGGCAGGUGAGCGUGAUCAUCCUCCUGGUGGUGGCAGUCAUCGCCGGCGUGUGCCGCGCGCUGCGACGCUUUCUGAACAUACCCGUCGUGGCCGUGGUUACAGCGCUGGGAUUCAGCGCAGGCCGCCUCGUCAGUGGCUACGACGCGAAAGAGAAAGUUCUUCCGGUUACCGACCAGCACAUCCGUGAGCUGCUCUUCCUCUACUUGCCCGUGCUCACGUUCACCGGCUCGUUCAACCUUCGCAGCCAACUGUUCAGGCAGUGCUUCUGGCAGUGCGUGCUGCUUGGCUUUGGUGGUCUGCUCUUCAGCACCAUGCUCUUCAUGCUGUACAUGUCGGGCACCCGGGACGCCGACAAGCAGCACUUGGCCGAGACGGUGCUCAUCAGCCUGCUCACCUGCUGUCCCGAGCUCAUGUUCGUGUCCGACAUGAACGCGCUGUCGUCGGCACGCUCGCACAUACUCGAGACCAUCAUCAUGGGCGAGCCGCUCAUCGGAGCCACCGUUCUCUGGAUGGCCUACCGGUUCAGCACGCUGUCGGAGCAGUUGACUGUUUAUGCCUUCCUAAAGACAGUCACGUCUACGCUGUUCAUCGGGCCGCUGGUGGGCAAGGCGCUCGGGCACGCACUCGCGAUGGCCAUGAUAGCGUUGGCACAGGACCUUCCCGUCUCCAUCGUGGUGAGUGCUAUCAGCGUGAUUGCGACGUGGGCCUUCGCCGAACAGUUCAUGCACGGUGCUGGAAUCAGCACCAUCCUCUCAAUGGGUCUUGCCGCCAGCUCUCACGCAGCGGACACUGUGUCCAACCCGAUAGCGAUCAGGAAGUUCUGGAUGCUCAUCAGGUACGGCUACAACGUCGUCGUCAUCUUCUUGUCUGCUUAUCGGAUAGGCCGAGACUCGCAAGAGUUUCUGUCGUGGCAUGAGAUAAUCAGCCCAGUCAACGCGUACGUUGCCAAGAUCGGCGUCCGGUUCGUCACUGUCAUCGUGAUGUAUCCGCUGCUGUCGUCUGUGGGCUAUAGCCUCAGUUGGCAGCAAUGCUUGAUUGUGGCUUGGGCGAACUUCAAGGGUGCCAUAAUGAUCGCCAUGGACUUGACCAGGGCUUUCCCGACCGUCAACCUCAAGCACGCCCUUCAGGAACAGUUUGUUCGCCUGGGCACGCUAUUUCUUGUGCAAGUCCUGAACACCACAACGCUGCCGAAACUAGUGUCCAUGCUCGGGCUCCUGGCACUGUCGGACGUGGAAAGGGCCAACAUGAACAUGGUCAUAAUCGCGCUUCGCAACACCGCGAAUUCGUCAACUAGCUUUCAGCGACGAGACAAGAAGUUCUCAGGUGCCGACUGGAAGUGGGUUCAGAUGCACACGUAUAUCGACAACCCUUACGGAGGCGUCGAGGAAGACGACCACGCUGAGCAGACGGACACAUACAUGCCGGCACGCCUCUACAGGAAUGCUGCUGCAAGGAAGGCCAGCUGCUCCAUCCUCAGACUUCAGAAGGUUUGUUGCAACAAGCAAUACGAGGAUGGCAUGAUUCACAGCAAAACGAGGAGCAAGAUACUGGCCGCCCUGCAGUAUCCUAUGGAGAAGGAAGUCUACCUGGAUUACAACAUGAUGGAGCCUUUCGUGACCGUCCCCGACUGGAUCUACCGGCUUAAGGACAUGGUGCAACGAUUCGCCGGUAACGAAGCCAUUGAGAAGCGCCAAUCCAAAUCAGUACGUUCCACCCGCUCGCGAACAGAUGACGACGAAGACAAUAUGGAGCAAGUUAGCCUCCUCUCAGCCAUGCUCAAGGAAGGCUGGUACCACGCCUUGGUCGGAUUCAUUGCUUUGGGCUUCGUGUUGCUGCUCAGUGGCCUGGCUUUGUUUAUGAUUACAAAGCGCACGGACCCGUCACAGUAUGAGCUACUCCUGUCGAUCAUCACGUCAGUGCAGGGCGCUUACCUGCUGCUCUAUUCGAUCGAGAUGGGCAGUCUGGUGUACACCAUUGGCAUGCUGCGCGUCGGCAAGGAUAUAUGGAAGCAGCUUGAUGUUAUCAUGUACUUCCUGGUCGUGACCGAGUUCGCGCUCAUCAGCAUGGCCUCCGUGAGCGGUGGCGGCAAGCCCGACGCUACUUACACCAGCUUCCUGCAGAUAAGCUUCAUCAUACUAAUCUCGUGCCGGAUCGUGAAGACACUGCAGAAGCGCGUCGUGCUUUUCUUGUGGAUAUGGGACAUGCUGGACGUGCUGCUUAACCGCAAACUGUUCUACGCGUAUGACCUCAGCUGGGCCUACAUCACGGCUGAGGACGAGGCGAUGAACAAGGUGUCCCGUUUCGUCACCACGCCACAGCUGGCGGCCGCCAUUCGUGAGAACAGCGGCUACAACAAGCUGCGGACACUCAAGAACGUCGUGGACAUCCAGCAGCGCUACCCCAACAUCGAAGUGGCGACCAAGACGCGCCAGGCAGCUCGAAGGAUCCUCAACAAGGCGUUCGACGGCCUCAGGGAGCUGCACGAAGGGGGCCUACUGGACGAGAAGCAGUUCGGCUUGCUCUUCUCCAACCUGUCGUGGAUGAUCCAGCGCGCCGACGGCAUGCCCGCCAACGUGACCGUGGGCAACGCCGCCUUCAACACGAUGCUCAGCGUGCCGUGGCUCUCGCGCGACGUCGUCCCGCGGCUGCUCAAUUCCUUCUACCAGUACCUGAAGGAAGGCGAGCUGCUGGUGGAAAAGAACAACAUGCACGACUGCGUCUUCAUCAUCUGCUCGGGUAUCGUCCGGGUGAGCGGCUGCAACGAGGAGCCCUGGGCGAACCCCGUGCAGCUCGCCAACUCGGACUCGACGCACUUCUACUUCUGCGAGGGCGCCUUCCAGGACUACCUCGUGGCGCCCGACAGUCUCGGCCUGCUGGGCUUCCUGACGUCCAGGCCGUCGGUGUGCCAGUGCGUAUGCGAGACGGACGUCGAGGUGUGCUGCAUCCCCAUGGAGGAGAUGACGGCGCUGAUCGAGCAGCACCCGGAGGCGCCGAACCUCGUCUACCGCAUGUGGUUCAGCGUGGCCAUCCGCAUCGGGCUUGCCGUGCUCGUGAACCAGAAGCGGUACCAGGAGUGGACGCACGACAAGCUAAAGCGCUUCCUGGAGAACGGCAUCAUGCCCAACUUGUAUUACGCCAUCGACUUCUCGCUCGACGAGGCCGUGCUGGACGUCAUCCUGGUCCAGGGCGUGGUCCAGUGCUCCAAGACGCAGGAGCUUUACACUGGUCCCGCGUACAUCCCCGGCACGGUGCGCGAGAUGACGUUGCCGGGCAUCCCCUCCGAUCGGGCCCGGCCCAUAAUGCUCAUCACCACCGCGAUGCGUUACCACCUGCCGAGCGACCUGGACUGGUUCCACCAGCCGCUCACGCACUACGACUACAAGAAGCAACGCGCCGUCUCCGUGGCGGUCGUCGGACCCGGCUAGC